Messenger RNA from Macrosiphum euphorbiae (potato aphid), 834 nucleotides. The record is from the annotation of a GenBank genome assembly. Lineage: Eukaryota; Metazoa; Arthropoda; Insecta; Hemiptera; Aphididae.
AUGAUGAUGUUGCAGAACCCGCUGUUCCAGGAGUACAACACUGCUCUGUCGCAGUUGCUCGAACUGCACCAACAGCAACACCGGUACCAUCACCAACAACACCAGCACCAGCAGCACCAGCACCAGCAGCACCACCAUCACCAGCAUCACCCCAACAGACAACAGCUUCACCGUGCAUCCGUGAACGGGUCGUCCGCAGCAGCAGCAGCCGCCGCUGCAGCAGCCGCAGCAGCGGGAGUUUUCCAGAGUUACUCGGGUGGCGUGAGGACGGCCAGCCGGGACAGCGCCGAGUCGGACGGGCUGAGCUCUUCGUCGCCCAGGCCUUCUAAGCCGUUCACCAUCGACGCGAUACUCGGACUUCAAGCAGGCGCCGCUGUGGGCCAGUCGGCCGCCGCGCUGCCGAUCGACCCGUCCACUACUGGCCCGGUGGCCGCGCUCGACUUUUCCACCGGUUCGACAGCGGCUCACGGCAAAAAACUCCGCGAAGACAAAAUUGAAGGUUCCAGUAAAAAACACGGUUGUUCUGGUAAAUCAAAAAGAGUACGAACAAUAUUCACUCCGGAACAAUUGGAGAGGUUAGAGAUGGAAUUCGAACGUCAACAAUACAUGGUGGGUCCAGAAAGACUAUAUUUGGCUCACACAUUACAGUUAACGGAAGCACAAGUUAAAGUUUGGUUUCAAAAUCGUAGAAUAAAAUGGCGAAAACAACAUCUGGAAAUACAGCAACAGAGGUUGGCCAACAUACACCAACGGAGUUCGCAGGGAAUGGUCCAAGAGGGAGAAGAAGACGAGGAUUCGGAAACGGAAACGAAUAAUUGUUCAUAUUACUCAUAA